Messenger RNA from Geodia barretti, 297 nucleotides. NCBI's taxonomy places the organism in Eukaryota, Metazoa, Porifera, Demospongiae, Tetractinellida, Geodiidae. The record is from the annotation of a GenBank genome assembly.
CAACCACAAAUACAAUUCUUGGUGAAAGAGAAAGGGAGAGAGAGAGAAGAGGGAAAGAGUGUGUUCAGGGGGAAGAAGACGGGGAGGGAGAGAGAGAGAGAAGUUGGGAAAGGAGUCAGUAUAGGAGAGACAGGUGUACAUAGGGAGGGAGGGAGAGAGAGAAGAGGGAAAGAGUGUGUUCAGGGGGAAGAAGACGGGGAGGGAGAGAGAGAGAGAAAAGUUGGGAAAGGAGUCAGUAUAGGAGAGACAGGUGUACAUAGGGAGGGGGAGAGAGAGAAGAGGGAAAGAGUGUGUUCA